Molecule: messenger RNA, 1527 nt
Organism: Closterium sp. Naga37s-1
Lineage: Eukaryota; Viridiplantae; Streptophyta; Zygnematophyceae; Desmidiales; Closteriaceae
Source: the annotation of a GenBank genome assembly
AUGACGUGUCGGCGGUGGAAUCAAGUGACGCAGAACGUGCCAGCGCUGUGCCUGGGAUCGAGUGACGGAGGCGCGACUGCUAACCAGGAGCCGUACUUGACGUUGGAGCGCCAAACGUCGCGAAUGAUCCUCCGCACGCAAGGCCUGCGCCAGCUCACCAUCAUCUCGCCUCCCGCACCGCAUCCAAACCACGGAGGGCCGUCCCACCCCAGCCAGACGCUGUCAAGCGCCGGAUGUCACGGAACCUCCAGCGGCGGAGGUCUUAUGAUGACUCCCAGCGGACGUUCCGCUCCUCCGAGCCGCGGACCUACCACCUUCUGCAGACGUCCACCUUACUCCACUGAGUCGGAAGAACUCCCCGGAUGCGCAAAUUGCGCCUCCUGCAGCCAGCAAGAUUGCGGCGCUUCCGCGCAAUCCCCCCCGCCCCGACAUCCGCGGGAAUUCAUCUUCGAGGCGUGGAUGCGCCACGUCGGAUCGUCUCUGCACUCUCUCACCCUCUCACGCGCUCCUCCCGCCACGAGUUCCGCGAAGCGCCCUCGCGGCAACGGCACCAGCGGCCGCGGCGGCGGCGGCAGCGGCGACGGGAGCGUGGUGGUGAACCUGUGGGAGGAGGAGGACGCGAGUCUGCAUCUCGCGCACGUUUCCCGCCACUGCACCAACCUGCGCUCGCUCUCAUUGGGCCACGUGUCCCUCUCCGCGCCGACCCUGCUCGCCACUCUCAAGUCCAUGCCGGCCCUGCAGCACCUCUCGCUCUCGUGGCUCCACGCGUCCCCCGCCGCGCUUCACGCCGUGCUAGACGCCGCGCCGAACCUCCGCCACCUCACGAUCUUCAUGGCGUCGGGAUUCCCUUACCUAGAACUACGCCUUCCCCCGUCCCUGCAGCACCUCUCGCUCUCCUACAUCCGCGCGGAAUCCGUCUCGCUUCACUCCGCGCGCUCCCUCCAAUCCCUCUCUAUCCGCGACAUGUUUCUCAGCGCGCUCUCCAUCCGCGACGCGCCCAACCUGCGCCAACUAUCCGCCGCUUCCGCCAAUUCCCUGCUCGUCUCCGCGCCUCACUCUAACCGGCUCGAAUCGAUCGACCUCCGUGCGGGCUCGCUCAACUGGGCCGCCACCGAAACCCUAAUUUCAUCCAAUUCGGCUGCACUCGAGUCGCUCUCCCUCGAUUUUUUUGCCACCAGCAGCUCGGGCCUGCCCUCGGUUUCGUCGCUGCCCUGGCUUGCGCGGAACUGCCCGGGGUUGAGAAGUUUGCGAUUGGGUGCGCUGGCGUGGCAGAAUAUGGUUGACUCGGCUGUGGUGUCUGGCUUUCUACAGUCACAGUGGAAAACUGGUUCAGAUGAGGGGGAGGAGGAGGACGAUGAGGAAGAGGAAGGGGACAUGGAUGACAUGGAUGACAUGGAGUAUGAUGGAGAUUAUGAUGCUACUUGCAUCGAUGAGCAUGAGGAGGCAGAUGAGGAGAGAUUCUACACUGACGGGGAGACAAACUACUUCUCAGACGCUUCUGCUCCACUUUCUGCCCCAAGAGCGUGA